UUAUCUUCAUGCAAUACAUCCAGCAUCCCCGUAGCAAGACAAUGGAUAGAGGAAUACAACAUUGGCCCUCUCGCAGCGACGCAGCCAUUGAUCGACGUCUCCCAAGGCGUCCCGGGUAUUCCACCGCCUCCAUCCCUCCUAGCCGCCCUCGCCCACCAUGCCUCCUCCCCACUUUCGGCAAAAUACGGCCACAUACGAGGCGAGCGCUCGCUCCGUCGCUCCCUACUGGAGCGUAUGCAACGCACCUACGGUCCUGGAGCAGAUCUAAGAGUAGAAGAUCUAGCCAUCAGCGCUGGUGCGAACCUUGCGUUCGUGAGCGUCGUGAUGAGCGUCUGUGACCCAGGCGAGGAGGUGAUCAUCCCUGUGCCAUGGUACUUCAACCAGGAGCAAGUGCUGAUGAUGCGUGGCGUUCGACCCGUAGCAUUGCGUACGAGGCCCGAGGACGGGUUUGUUCCUCAAGCAAAGGAGGCAGAGAAGCUCGUCACUCAGCGUACUAAGGCUAUUGCGCUCGUGUCGCCCAACAACCCAACAGGUGCCAUCUAUCCACCUGCUCUGCUAGCGCGCUUCGCCCUCCUCUGUGCACGUCACAACAUCGCCCUGAUCCUGGACGAAACAUACCGAGACUUCUGCCCAUCUUCCCCACACGCCCUCUUCUCUCAGUCACUUGUACCCACUCUUUCCGAAUCCGACGCAUCCGAGCUCCGACAGGAAUUGACAAAAGAAGAGAUAGAGAUAGCAUCACGCUGGGACUGGCGGAAGAACCUUAUCAGCCUGUACAGCUUCUCGAAGAGCUACGCGGUGCCUGGGCAUCGGUUGGGCGCAGUCGUGUGCGGGGCGGAGCUGAUGCAGCAAGUUGAGAAGGUGCUGGAUUGUCUUCAGAUCUGUCCACCUCGCGCCAUCCAACUCGCUCUGGCAGAGCAAAUCCCGGUGCUUGAGCCAUUCGUACAAGAACAAGCCCACACCCUCGCACACCGACAUGCGGUGCUCAAGUCCUCUCUUCCUUCAUCAUGGAAACUCGCGGCCCAAGGCGGAUUCUUCGCCUACCUGCGGCACCCCUUCCCUUCCCACUCUUCAUACAGCGUCUCUCAGCGACUUGCGCUUGAGCUAGGAGUUGCCACUCUACCGGGGAGAUUCUUCCAGCCUGAGGAAGGGGCGGAGUUUUGGGGUAGCCGGGAGAGAGCAAGAGAAGAGGACAGAUGGGUGAGAGUUGGGGUGGCCAAUGUGGACGAGGACGGUGUGAGAGGGGUCGGAGAGAGGCUCGAGCGGGCGGUGAGCGAGUGGGGUUGGGAAGUGGAGAAGUAACUCUGUAAAGAGCACGUGGAAGUGGUAAAGCCGGAAGAAAGAAAGACAAGAGGAUGGAUGGUACGAAGGAUCUAGAUCUUGCAGAAUGGAAAUUAAACUAUCGUUACC
Messenger RNA from Dacryopinax primogenitus, 1410 nucleotides. RefSeq names its product PLP-dependent transferase. Bases 235 to 1302 code for a protein of 355 amino acids. Gene Ontology annotation, biological process: biosynthetic process. The transcript has 4 exons. Gene Ontology annotation, molecular function: catalytic activity; pyridoxal phosphate binding. NCBI's taxonomy places the organism in Eukaryota, Fungi, Basidiomycota, Dacrymycetes, Dacrymycetales, Dacrymycetaceae. The record is from RefSeq and is a predicted model, not a curated record.